This is a messenger RNA of Dioscorea cayenensis subsp. rotundata (Guinea yam), 1047 nucleotides long. RefSeq lists its product as uncharacterized. The transcript has 4 exons. NCBI's taxonomy places the organism in Eukaryota, Viridiplantae, Streptophyta, Magnoliopsida, Dioscoreales, Dioscoreaceae. Gene Ontology annotation, molecular function: zinc ion binding. The record is from RefSeq and is a predicted model, not a curated record. Bases 1 to 1047 code for a protein of 348 amino acids.
AUGUGCGAGACUUUCAAUGGAAUUAUACUUGAAGCUAGGCACAAGGCAAUUAUCACAAUGUUGGAGGACAUUAGACAGUAUUGCAUGACAAGAAUAGUUGUCAAAAGAGAAAACACUGCCAAAUGGAAAAGUAGUUGUGGCCCUAGGAUUUGUGCAAGGAUUGAAAAAGAAAGGGUAAAAAGUGGAAAAUGGCAGGUAGAGUGGAGUGGAGGGGCAAAGCAUGAGGUAUUCUGGGAUAAUUUGUUCUUUCAUGCUAGGGAAGGUUAUGUUGUGUUAUUGGAAAACCAUAAUUGUUCUUGCCGGAAGUGGGACAAGACAGGAAUUCCUUGUCAGCAUGCCCUCGCAGCACUUGCUUUUCAAGGCUUAGAUCCAUUGGAAUAUAUUGCUCAUUGGUUCAAGAAGGAGACAUACCUCAAGGCUUAUCAAUUCCCAGUCAAUCCACUUAGAGGAAGAGCCUUUUGGGUGACAAGUGAGGAAGGUCCAUUGCUUCCACCCAUCGUGAAGAAAAUGCCCGGAAGGCCUGCUACAAAGAGGAGAAGAGAACCAAUGGAACCAAGAAAUAAAAGCAAAACUAAUAUUUCAAGAGAAGGGAGGGUCAUGACAUGCAGCAUUUGCCAUACAAAAGGGCACAAUAAGGCCCGUUGUGCACAAAGAACAAAUGUUGCUACCAACCCUCAGGCUGGCCCCCAGAAUGAGACAAUUUCAACAGGAAAUGAAGGUUCUUCAAGAGGGAAAAGACCCAAGGCAAGUGUUAUUGCUGCUGUUCGUGGUCCAAUGCAAACAUUCAGAAAUCAUAGUGGAGGAAUUAUUGUUGGGAGAGAAGUAAGAUAUGGCUUUGCAUUCAUUACUGCCUCUGAAUUGUUGGAACGAAGACAUAGAAACCUGAGAGAAAAUAAUGCAAAAUUGGCUCAACAAAGUUGUACAUCUAUGGAAUCCCCUCCAGCUACAGAUAUAGAAUUCCUUGUUUUUUCAACUCAUGCCAGCACAACAGAGCCUACAGCUGAAGCUAAUCAAAGGCUUGCAGACUGCUUGCAGACUGAAUUUUAG